AUUGAGCCGAGUGCUUAGCUUCUUUAGCUAGAGAUGGGCUCCAACACAGUCAUAAGCUUCUCCCAUGAAAUCCAUGACAAGGAAAUAGCCCGAAGCUCCUCCCUCCCCCAAAGAGUUCUCCAUGGAGAGACAUCUUUUGAAGAGCUUUUCCCUCCUUGCCUUAUUAGAAAGGUGGUGGCGGAGACGAUAGCGACAUUUUUGCUGGUGUUCGCGACGGCCGGAGCCGCAGCGCUGAGCAAGAGCGACCUCACCCGCGUCUCGCAGCUGGGGGCGUCGGUUGCGGGUGGGCUGAUCGUCACCGUGAUGAUUUAUGCGGUUGGCCACAUCUCCGGUGCGCACAUGAACCCCGCUGUCACCCUCGCCUUCGCCGUGUCCCACCAUUUUCCUUGGAUUCAGGUGCCGUUCUACUGGUCGGCUCAGGUCUCAGGCGCCGUGAUCGCGGGUUUUGUCCUGCGAGAGCUGCUCCACCCGAUCGCGAAUCUGGGGACGACAACCCCGUCGGGGACGGUGUGGCAAGCCUUGGUGACUGAGGUGGUUGUCACCUUCAACAUGAUGUUCGUUACAUCCGCCGUCGCGACCGACACCAAAGCAGUGGGAGAGUUGGCAGGGUUGGCAGUUGGCUCCGCAGUUUGCAUAACCUCUAUUUUUGCAGGGCCGGUAUCGGGGGGAUCGAUGAACCCGGCGAGGACGCUAGGUCCGGCGGUCGCGAGCAAGAUCUACGACGGCCUUUGGGUGUAUUUGGUGGGCCCGGUGUUUGGCACAUUGUUGGGUGCAUGGGCUUAUGCUUUUAUACGCGAGACCGGGCAAUCGCCCUGCCCGUCGGCUCAAAAGCUAUCAUCAUUCAAGCUGCGACGCCUGCAGAGUCAGGAUUCUCCUUGCGUCGAUAGUCAUGAGCUGGAAAAUCUCUAAAUGACGCGCUCUAAUCUCAUUGAUUUAUGAGCUUAAUGAUUGGAGAGCGAGCCAGCGUGGUAGAGUUUUCUGCUCCACCCUGGUAGCUUCCGGAGGGUCGUAUACGUUACAAAGAAGACUGACUUCCUAUAAAUCUUCAGCUGAUCCAGCCUGUUCAAAUGGGCUCUUUUUUUUUUCCUGUCCUUUUUUCUGUCGUAAUGCAUGGGAAGCAACCAAUGGGCGAAAAUUGACUCCAAUUACCCUUUGAGAUAGCUGUUGAAAUUGGCUUUGGAGAAUCCGUGCGCUUAGUGUAUGAAAACAAUAAAUACUUUAUCGAUUUUAAGCAAUCUAAAUAUUGUGAUAAAAAUUGGAUAACUUGCUCGGUUUUUACUUUUUUUUUUUUUUUUUUUUUCUAAAAAGCUAGAUUAUUUACCGCCUAUAGUGUGUUCAAACGACAGAUGAUUUACUAUUUUUUUAUUUUUUUUUUCACAACCUAUCUUUAAGGUUUUGAUGAGUCCUAUCUUUAAAGAAAGUUUUUUAAAAUUUUUUGUUGAAAAAGACUUUGAUGAAAUGGAUGCUAGGAAAGAUAGGAAACGAAGGAAAACUUAGAAAGUGGUAAAUAGGAUCUACUAGUCCCUGCGUAUCUUGGGGACAAGUUACUAGAAAAUUAUAUUCUUAACGGCAUCUGAAUGAAUUUUGCGAUCAUCUUUUAUAUAUAAGUUGUAUUAUAUUAUUUAAAUUUUAAGUCAAUUAAAUUUUUGAUAUGAUGAAUAAAUUUUAGAAGUAUAAUUUGAUUGGUUAAGAAUACGAUAGGUGAUGCUGCCCUUCUUGUGAAAUUACCAUAACAACCUUUGAAUCUAUCUCAUCCGUCUUCAACACCUAAUUCUUUUCUGCCACCGAAUGUUGACAAUUUGGUAGCGAAAAUCGAGGGUAUUUACGUAAAUAUACCCAAAAUAUAUUAAAACUGAUUAUUUAUAUUUUUUUAUAACAUUAAUUUAAUUGACGGAUAAAGACUGAAGAGGACAAACCGCGUGGAGACGCGGCGAAGCCGAGCGAGGCCCGUUAAAGACUGGGUUA
Messenger RNA from Ananas comosus (pineapple), 1965 nucleotides. RefSeq names its product aquaporin NIP2-1-like. Gene Ontology annotation, biological process: transmembrane transport. Lineage: Eukaryota; Viridiplantae; Streptophyta; Magnoliopsida; Poales; Bromeliaceae. Bases 34 to 909 code for a protein of 291 amino acids. Gene Ontology annotation, molecular function: channel activity. Gene Ontology annotation, cellular component: membrane. The transcript is spliced from 6 exons. The record is from RefSeq and is a predicted model, not a curated record.